Phaeodactylum tricornutum CCAP 1055/1 is the source of this 1173-nucleotide messenger RNA. RefSeq lists its product with no specific name. Bases 121 to 1017 code for a protein of 298 amino acids. Gene Ontology annotation, molecular function: cyclin-dependent protein serine/threonine kinase activity; ATP binding; cyclin binding. The transcript has 2 exons. The record is from RefSeq and is a predicted model, not a curated record. Gene Ontology annotation, cellular component: cytoplasm; cyclin-dependent protein kinase holoenzyme complex; nucleus. Gene Ontology annotation, biological process: signal transduction; protein phosphorylation; G1/S transition of mitotic cell cycle. NCBI's taxonomy places the organism in Eukaryota, Bacillariophyta, Bacillariophyceae, Surirellales, Neidiaceae.
CCAGAGCGCAAGUCGCUCGAACGGCCACUCUCGAUCCUUUCCCUUCAUUUUCCCCGAGGUCGCGUUGUGUGGUACACACAGACACAAUCCAUUCUUUCAAUCUGCACCGAACUCAUCACAAUGGAACGUUACCAUAAGAUAGAAAAGCCAGGCUCCAAUCUCGGUGAAGGAACGUAUGGUGUGGUAUACAAGGCCCUUGAUCGUCAGACGGACGAGAUUGUUGCCCUCAAGCGUAUCCGAUUGGAAGUCGAAGACGAAGGCAUUCCCUCGACGGCUCUCCGUGAAAUAUCUCUGUUGCGGGAACUUUCGCACCCGAACAUUGUCGACUUGAAGGACUGUGUUCAGGAAGAUGGCAAGCUUUACCUCGUUUUCGAAUUCCUUGACAAGGAUUUGAAAAAGUACAUGGAAAGCUGCACCGGACUACUCUCGAAGGCUUUGAUCAAGUCGUAUACGUUCCAGUGUCUCCGGGGUUUGGCGUUCUGUCAUGCGCGUGGUGUCAUGCACCGUGACCUGAAGCCACAGAAUCUCUUGGUUACAAGGGACGGGUGUCUUAAGAUAGCGGACUUUGGUCUAGCCCGGGCCUUCUGCCCUCCGAUCCGUCCUUUGACACACGAAGUUGUCACUCUGUGGUACCGCCCUCCCGAGAUCUUGCUUGGUUCGCAGACGUAUGCUCCUCCGAUGGACGUUUGGGCUAUCGGAGCGAUCCUCGUUGAGAUGAUCACCAAGCGCCCUUUGUUCCCGGGAGAUUCGGAAAUUGACCAGCUGUACAAGAUUUUCCGUCAGUUGGGAACUCCACGGGAAGAUGUUUGGCCGGGCGUGACCCAACUACAGGAUUGGAGUACGACUUUCCCCGUUUGGUUCAAGUCUCCCUUCUCGCAGAAUGUCUUGGAAAACUUGGAGCCAGCGGGAUUGGAGCUGUUGGAAACCAUUCUUGCGUACGAUCCCAAGGAUCGUAUCACGGCGAAAGAAUCUCUCGAUCACGCUUAUUUUGAUGACUUGGAUAAGGAAAACAUCUGAUUAUGAGCGCGAGCGAAAAACGAUUCCGUGGCGUCGCUUCCGUCCCACCCGAGAUUGGCUCCCAGGUCCGACGAUGUGCGGCGAACAGACUGUAGAAGGAGGCACUUCCCCGUGCCCUCCUGCAUAUGGUGGUAGACCAUAACACUACCAAAGUCU